This is a messenger RNA of Hyalella azteca, 8330 nucleotides long. Its product is annotated as tyrosine-protein phosphatase non-receptor type 13. The record is from RefSeq and is a predicted model, not a curated record. The transcript is spliced from 10 exons. Gene Ontology annotation, molecular function: protein binding. NCBI's taxonomy places the organism in Eukaryota, Metazoa, Arthropoda, Malacostraca, Amphipoda, Hyalellidae. The coding region runs from base 425 to 5023 and encodes 1532 amino acids.
CAGGGAUUUCAGCUCUACCGAAUUAAGAUAUACGCAAUAACAUGAAUAUAUAUAGGUUCAAUGUGCACUUGGUGAUUUCAGUUGCUUAUUCCAAUGAUUUACGAUCCGAAAGUUCAGAGAAGUUUAUUUCUUAAUUAUAUCGAAUGUAAUAAUCGCGAGUUUGAUUGAAUUGUCCUAUUGCAUACAAGUUUCAAUAUCAGCUAGAAAUUCAUAUCCAGCGUAGUUUUCAUGUCUUGUUGAAUUUUGGCUGUACGAGAAACUUGAAGUUAUCGAAAAAAACUUCAUUGGAUUCAGUGAAGAUAAAUACAUCAUUGAAAUUGCGGUGUACUAACCUAAUAUUGCAAAUCUUGGAUCAAUUUUAAAGAUUAUGACAAUAAUUUCAGUGGAUGAGUGAAACAAUCACAAUUAUCGUAUACUAAGUAAGAUGGUCGGCCAGAUGUUGCUGGAGGACGAGUACGUCAUAAAUGUCAAGGUGCGGCGGCCAAUCGAUGGCCCGUGUCCUCCACCGCCGACGUUCACCGUCGCCUGUCACGACGCAAGAACUUCUGAGUUUGAUGUCACAGAUUACCGCGACCUGCAACGUGGCUUACUUCCUCACGACAAGUUUGCCCUUCCUGCUACCGAAUACAUUGGAGCCUUCACAAUAGGUCCCGACAAACAGGACAAGGUCGGUUUCAACGGCAACUCACUGAAGCCCAUAGAAUGGAAGACUCAAUACGCUCCUCCAGAAGACCAAUGGGACUUCAAAAAGCACACAAGUGUUACGAUGAGGCCAGGAAAUCGGAAGAUUUACACUGAAGAUUCAUCACAAGAAAAAUGCUUGAAAGAUCCACCCGACAGUGGGGCACUUCGCUCGCUGCCACAGGUCAAAGUUUACGGAGAUGACAUGAGCCUUAUAGCCACUAACGUCUUUAAAGCUCCGCCUAAGGAUCAAGAAUCAAAGCCCAGUCAGACAGGGUCACUAUACGUCGAAAGAAUUGCAGAUCAUUGUAAGUCGACCAGCGGGGAACUUUACGUUCCUCCAGUACAGGAAGCUAAGCUCAAGGAUAGUAAGAUUGGACAGGCAGCCAUGAGAGGGAACUCUCGUAGAACAGAAUCUGAAAGAAUUCUUGCUAAAAUGAAUAAGAAAUCAUUCCCUUCCAUUGUCCAGAAACCACUUAAUCCACAAGCCAGAGAAAAUUUGAGUUGCAUUCUUGAAAAUGAAGUCGUUAAUGGCAAAAAUGAGAUGUACGAAUCUUACCCUCGACUGUCUCUCCCAUACAACGCUCCGGCUGAGAAAGCUCCUUUAAAGUUUCCAACACCUCAAGAAUGCACGCGGCAUCCAUGUCCUCGUUGGAAUCAACUGAACAAUUCAGUUCACUUGUCUCAGUCAUCUACACUUUUCCCCACAACUCCUGCUGGAAAAACACGUCACCAAUCUUUCAACGUUCCUCCAUCUCGCUCAGAUUCAUCGAGCAGCCUUCCCACCAAUCUGACUGACUGUCAACCGCAUUACUCCUCAGUUUUCCCAGGAAUGUCUUGCCAACUUGGAUCAUCGAAUUCUUUCACAUUUCAUAACGGACAUUGGGAACAGGAGUCGACUGAUGAAGAAUACAGCGAAGGAAUCGAGUUUUUUCGUACGCCGAAUUCUAUGAGGAACCGGUCUCCUUCUUCCCGUAAUGAUCACUCAGAGCUUCCAAUUCUGCCGUCGAUGGGCGGUCAACCUCCGGGAGAGCAAAGUAGGUUUCAUGAUCGUCGAUCCCCUUUUGACCAUAAACAUUCAACGCCUGACAACUACAUGAGAAAUAAGUUUGACCAUGCGUCUCUACUGUCAGCAAGUAACGCUGAACAGUCUUACUUUGACGGCGAAUACGCAAUAUCUAGCGCUACUGUCAGUGACAGUAGUCCCGAGAGGUGUGUUGAAAGCUCUCUGCAUGGUAAGCCCCAAAGGUACUGCGAAAAGUCUUUUUCUUUUGAUAACCAUCAUUACUUUGUUCAACCGACCAAUCAAAGUCAUAAAAAUCCAUAUACAGAAUCGAGGAAUACACCAACUGGCUCAAUUCUUGGAAGAAAUGCAAAAUACGGUUUACCAGAAUAUUAUCAGAAGUCUGAAUCGAUGAUCGACUUGGAUCAUGAAAAGACCAAGUCACCGCAGCACAUUCGUUUCGCCAACCAAGGUGCAGUAGGACUUGGUCAGAAAGAGAACUUUUCUCGGAACAAAACGUCACGCGGCAAAGCGUGUGAUUUAUUUUUACUAGAACCUGUGCCUGCACGAAGUUGUUACUCAGGAGGACCUUUGCCACGUAUAUCUCUUAUGGCACCAGCUGGCAGUGCGCAUCAGCAGCUGGCACAGAAUCACCAUCUGCCUCCCACACGGACAUAUUUCCCUAAAGAUGUAUACCGCCAGCGCUGCGCGGAGUCACGAGUCAGGUUCCAAGGUGACCAUCACGCGGGUGACCCGAACAGCAGUCGCGCUACCCUCACAUCUCAGUCUUCUCGAGGGUCUGUCAAGAGUUCUGAUGCUAGGAAUCAGCUCGACGAAACCGAUAGUUUUGCAAGAGGCAAGGAAAACCGAUCACUUUUCGCAGACCGAGGGAGUAGACCGGAUCGUGUAGUCACCGAAGACCGGGCACACGAAAUAAACUCUUCAUUUCAGAGAAAGAAACCAGGCACUGCGAUGUUGGUGACAGAACAGCCCCUCGUGUUCGGGUCUACGGCUCAUCUGUACGACAAUCAAGACGGCAGAGAAUCAUUGGAGACGGAGGAUCCGGCUGACAAGUACUUAUUUCGAAAUGAUUCGACUUUGUCCGCAAACGUUGAUCAAUUCAGACAGUUGGAUCGGCAAUUUCCAAACGGGUUCCCGGAUUUUAACGGACAAUUCAGAACAAGCGGAGGAGACUCUGCGUUGAACGGAAAAUUUAAAACGAACGGCGCUGAUUUCUUUGUCAAGAAUUUCGUUAAACGCAACAACGGCCAUUUCGACAAUUUGGGAGGUUUUGACGCCGGUUACUCCUCGGAAAAAUCCCCUGAAGAAGAAGAACCGCCGUCUUGUUUCGAUAUCGAGACGGUACCGUCUAGCCGUGACCAGACAGAGUCGCCUGUUCAUGAGGAACAGACGACAGGAAUCUCUGACCAAGUGGUGGAAGAGAAGUCACUUAUCCAACAGUUGGUUGAAGAUGGCGUCCAGCUGACAACAGCAACCGUCAUGAACGUUUACCCCUUCAUUAAUGAAGGCACCCUCUUCGACGUGACGCUGGAGAAGAACUCGCGUGGUCUCGGCCUGUCGCUGUGUGGAGGUCGUGAAAGUAAAGGACCACACGCGGGCCUCCUGAGGGUGAAGAAGCUCUACCCUCAGAUGCCCGCGUGGCUGUGCGGCCAGUUGCGCGUGGGUGACAUCAUCCUCGAGGCAAACUGUACCGUCAUGACAGGACUUACAAGUCACGAGGCCCUGGAGGUGCUGAGAACCACUCGUACGUCUGGCGUGCACCUGCUGCUGUGCCGCCCCCCGUCUGGGGGACUCCUGGGGGACGACGACGUCCUUGCGUCCCCCACGGCCCCCACGCGUCCCCUGGAGGUGGUGAGCACCAGCCUGCUGGGGGAGCAGGGCGCCUACAGUGACCAUCUGAUGCCCCCGUCACCCCACUCCAUGUGCGGGGAGUUCGAAGUGACGCUGGCUAAAGUGAAAGGCUCUCUGGGCUUCACGCUACGCAAGCGUGACAACAGCGUCCUCGGUCACACCAUCCGCACGCUGGUCCGCGAUCCUGCUCUGUCCGACGGCCGGAUCAAGCCGGGGGAUAAAAUUCUAUCCGUCAAUAACCAGGACUUGUGUGGCCUCAGCCACGAGGAGGCCAUAGCCUUCCUUAGGACCACGCCUGACGUCGUCACCAUCAGACUUUACAGAGACGUGACGCAGACGCCCGUGUCGCCCCUCUCCCCCACCGAGCCCGACCCCAGCCCCCUGAACCCCAAGCCCCUGCGGCAGGAGGCCCGAGACAUGCUGUCCGACCUGAGGAAGCGAGCCUCCCCCCACAGCGCGUCCCCAGGGCUGGACACUUCCCAUUCCCCCUCCCCAGGCAACCCCCGACGGCGGCGACUGCAGAAGUCCUCUACAUCUGACGUCACUAAAGCGUCUAUUGUUGAGCGGUUCGACAUGCUAUUGGAAGGCACGGAGGAAGCGUCUCAGAAUCCUCAAGUUUGUCCAGCCUUGGCAGGAGACCGCGAUCUGACCAACAGAGAUUCAUGUGCCUCGACUUUAUCCGCCAACUCCACCAUAAUUUCUCGCCAUGCGUCGUCGGCGUCAACCGAAACCAAUUCCGAUGCGUCUGAAACCUUGCGACGCACUAGACCUAAUUUUCUAGACCUUGAAAACCGACAAAGCUGUACCCGCAAGACCCAAUUUUCUCCACCUCAUGAAAUAGAAGAUUCUUUCCCAUCCCCGAGUGAUGAUGACGUUAAUUACGAAGAAUAUUUGGAUUCCAUAGGAUCCGUAGACUCUGCUCCUGCAUGUAAUAAUGCGCAGAGUGUAUCACCAUCUUUUGCGUAUAGCCAGCCCGGCUACCAGUCAGUAAAUUUCGGUGCUUCCAACUACCAGGAUCAUGGUAGAAUUACUGGUACUUCAUCAGACUUUACGCUAAGUAGUCACCUUAAGAACACAAGCUCCAAAGUGUGUCAAAAAAGUGGGUUGAUGAAAUGGAAAGGAACAUAUAUGGGUCAAGAUGAGAGUGAUCAAGAUGCCGAUGAAGAAGAGAACGCCGCUGAUUGUGGCCUUGCAAAGUCACGCAGAAAGAAGGUUGUGACCAUUGAGCUGCAUCGCGGCUGGAAUUCUCGUCUGGGUUUCAGCCUAAAGGCGGACGGCGAAGCUACGCGAGUAGUGGCCGUUUAUGCCGGCUGUGUCGCGGCCAAAGAUGGCCGCCUGAAAGUCGGCGAUGAAAUUAUUAGUGUAAAUGAUGAAGAUGUCACCCAGUGGUCUACGUGUGACGUCAUUGAUCGGCUACGUAAGACUCAUGGAAAAAUCGUCCUGAAAGUCCUUCAGCAACCUUUCUGAAAUUCUUUCAGCAGAGUUUUCUGAAAAAUUUUCAGCCGAAUUUUUUGAAGUACUUCAGCAGCCUUCAUGAAGGUCAUUUCGUAGACAUUCUGAAAAGCUUUCAGCCUACGUCAUGAAACUCUAGCUGAUUUUCUGAAAGUCAUUCAGUCAAUAUUCUGAAAGUCCAUCAGCAGACGUUGUCGAGGACGUUCAGCCACCUUUCUGAAAGUUCCACAUCUUUAAAUAUUUCUCCCUGUAGCUAAAUUUUAUACCAUAUUGAAGUGAUAAAAAUAUAUUGUCCACUUUUUUCUUAUAUCUGAAACAUGAAGGGCUCAUAUUCUCUUCAAAGAUGGCGUGCAGCCAUCAAAGCAAUUAUUUAAUCAGCUCUUUAAUACAAUUUUACCAGAGUAGAUGGAGGAACGUAUGGUCCCAUUUAAAGAAAGAUGUGAAGGGGAUUCAGCAUACUCCCGAAAUGUAUUUUCUAUCCACACAAGACAUUGACGUUUUCGAUGACAAUGUUUUUGGAAAUAUUUUUCGCUAAUUUCAAAGAAACGUUCAUGAUUGUGUCGUACCUGCGUUUUUUUUUGCUUAGAAAAGUGUUCCUUUUAGUGCGAGUUUUUCCUAGUGUCCCUUUAAUUAAAAAGUUACGUGAUGUAUUCUGGUGCUUGACUGAGUAUAUCGUCAGACGAAUUUAUUUUAAUUUUUAAAAAUGGUAUUUUAUGUAACGAACUCAGUAUGUAAUGAACUCGGUUAUAUUGUAGUUGGAUGACCGUGUAGAAUGCAUGGACGUAAAUAUUGCACGUAGAGUGCAAACUGGUGUAUAAUUACUUGCUUGAAAUACAAGGAAGAACUGUAAAUCCUAUCAAAACUGAGGAAACCCCAUGUUGAGUAAACAUAGAAACCUUGCCUUCAAUAAUGUACUUGGUUGCUUCAUCUGCUUCACUCAGGUUUUUAUAAUAGUGCGAUAAAAUUCCGACCUUGAAAUAGUUUAUAGUAGCGCAACCGUCUCCUCUUUCUGACACAAGAAAGAGCUCCAGUUAACGGAGCCUUGCUUCACUAGAAAUAAAAAAAAGUUACAAUUUUUUGUAACCUUUUAUAUUCCUGGCAACAAACAUGAAGUAAGAAAAGGAUCAUAUUAUUAUUCUAAUUGUGGGGUUCUGCUCCGUCAAUGUAUCGGAAAAUAUUAUGCGAAUGUCAAAUUAUGACACAAACCAUGGCUUGCAAAUUUCUUCGCGAGUAAUUCCCUGAACAUCGUGAAUAAUUUGUGUGAAAUACGAACAUGUGUGCUAGUGCUGCGGAGAUCGUUUACGUCAAAGACGCAAACCGCUCUAGCGGAUUAACUACUUUGACCAAACUUAUUUAUUCAUUCAUUGUAGAUCUCUUGUAUAUUUAUGUUUUAAGUAUAUACUUAAUUACUGGUUCUCAAAUAAUUGCAUAAUGUGUUCUUAGUUGUAGAAAAGAAUACAUGUAUUGUUUCAUAAAGAUCUGUUUUUGAGCUUCGUGUUCGAUUUUAGCGCUUUACGUUAAGACAUUAUGACACAUUAUUCUGUUUAAUAUUCAUACGUGAGUGUUUCUGUGAUUAUGAAAAUUUUGUUUUGUAUUGUCUUCAAAUAGACUUAUUCAUUUCUAACACUAAGCGGACUGUUUGACACUGGCGAGUAUUUUGCACUGCAACACUCGCAUUCGUCACUGGAACUGUCGUGGUAGAUGUCUUGGUCUGCACAGCUUGUAAUAUUAUGAGAUGUCACAACAAGCAAACGAAAAUGAAGACAAUGAUACGCUGAAUAAUAAUAAUCACUAAAUGGAGACAAUACCAUGCAAGAGGGUGUUUAAUUUCCGAUACGUUUCUCCGCACACUUCGAAUGCUUUUUGUAGCAAAUUGAUAUACAUCUGACUCAGUUUACGUCAAAUAUAGAAGAUAGAUUUUUUCGAUGAAUUUUGGAAUGGCGAACUUUAUUUUACCAUCAUUCGAAGGUCUUGCAUGGUACUCUUUUUUUCUUGCGUACUCGUAUUCUUUUGUUAAGGAAUUUCAAAAUAACGAAACUUUUCCUCGAAAUUCUAAAACGAAAUUUUCUUCCAUCUUCGAAAUAAACACGAAACACGAGCUUUUAUUUUCUGAUAUGAAAAUAUUCUGAUAUAAAAAAAUUAAUUUUACUUUCAUUCUUUGUGAAUUUUGGCCUCGAAAUAAUUCGUUUCUAUUUAUAUAAUUGCUUAAUAUAAUUCUCAAUGACAUUAUUUAAUUCAAUAUAACAUAUCUAGAGUCAAUUUAUCGACAGUCAUGAGUGUAAAUUGGCUUCAUUUGCAUUGUAUUCCUACGCGUUCAGUAUAUUAAAUUUUUCUCUUACUUCAACUCCUUGCGCGAUCGGGGGUAAUAUUUGCUUGUAAUAAUUUUCAAUUUUAAUUAAUUUGAUCCCUUUUAAUUUUUAUCAAUAUGAAACAAUUUGGUCUCGCACUCUACGCGUUUAAAUUCAGCGCAUCGGAAAAAAUAUCCCUCGUCGAGCAAUCACAAUUGCAAUGCCAAUUAUACAUGCAUUAAUAAUUUCAUUACCCAUGAUACGAAUGAACGACGCGUGCCAUUCACAAGUGACGUUGAACAUUUAUCAUGUAUUUUCAUUUUCGUAGAUUCCAUUGCAUUCUUGGACCAACUUUAUUCGUGAUGCUAAUUCGUGGUACGAAGAUUCGUUAGUAAGCGCGGACGCCGCAUUGUUUCACGCUGGCAAACUUGAUGUAAAUAUAAUAAUUAUUAUUGUAAAAUUGGCCGACAAACGAGAUACUAUUCAGUAGAUAACUUUAUCGAACCCAUCAUUUUUCGACUUUCAUUACUCUUAUCUUCAUUAUUCAUGUAGGUGAUGAAACAUCCUGUAGGUGCUAGAUUAGUCUCUGGAUGAACGCAUUUAUAUUAAAAUGGGAAGUGUAUAAUGUCUGGGAAUUUUUCGCUUAUCAAGGUAAAAAAAUCUGCUUUGGUACAUUGAUUUCGGAGUUUUAAGGUUUAUUUUUUAUAAACUUAGAUUACAUGCUCAAAAAAAUGUAGGUGGUGAAAAUGUUGAUGUUAUUUAACAAACGCAUUACUUGAUGUUAUGCAUACAUUCUUAACGUAUCUAGGGACAUGCUAAACUUUAUGUGCAGCCUUCUAGUUGAGCUCUAGGUACCUCAUACAUAGUUAAGAACUAGGUGCAACAUGCAUAAUAAGAUCUAUAGGUGCCACAUGCAUACACUAGGUGACCCGUGAUACUAGUUUUAGUUCAUGCUAUUUUUUUCUUGUUGACUAGCGUUGUAACUUCUAUGCCGAGCACCACUUGUGUUUGGGUUAAAUUAAAUUUUUCAUAAA